AUGUCUGUCUUCAACUCGUCGCGCUUGGUCGGGAAGACUGUCCUGAUCACGGGUGCUAGCGCUGGAAUAGGUGCCGCGACUGCGAUUCUCUUUGCAAGGGGCGGAUCCAACCUAAUUCUACUCGCCCGCCGUGUUGAUGCACUGAAGAAUGUCGCGGCCGCAGCUGCAGCCGCGCACAAGGAGUCUGGUCUUCAGCAAGGCGGGAAAAUCGUGACUGUGCAGCUGGACGUGUCUGACAAGACUCAGGUUGCUGGUCUGUGGGAGAAAGUACCCCGAGAUCUGCACAACGUCGACAUUCUUGUGAACAAUGCUGGGUUUGUUCAUGGUGUUGAUCGCGUUGGGAGUAUCCUGGAUUCUGAUGCGGAGAGCAUGUUUGCGACCAACGUUCUCGGACUCAUCUCGAUCACGCAGCUCUUGAUCAAAGGCUUCAAGGCCCGGAAUUCAGGCCACGUCAUCAAUCUUGGCUCCAUAGCAGGACGAGAGCCAUAUGCUGGUGGUGCCAUCUAUUGCGCCACGAAGCACGCUGUCAAUGCAUUCUCUGGUGCUCUGCUGCGUGAAGUCGUCGACACCCCCAUUCGGGUAACCGAGAUUCAACCGGGAAUGGUGGAAACUGAGUUCUCCGUUGUCCGCUUCCGUGGAGACAAGUCGGCUGCAGACAAAGUCUACCAAGGGCUCCAGCCCCUGUCCGCUGAAGACAUCGCAGAGGAAAUUGUCUGGGCAGCAGCACGACCACCACAUGUGAACAUCGCCGAGCUCUUCGUGCUACCAACAAACCAAGCUAGCCCUACGCUAGCUUAUCGUGGUGGAAAAUAA
Messenger RNA from Heterobasidion irregulare TC 32-1, 813 nucleotides. RefSeq lists its product as uncharacterized. Gene Ontology annotation, cellular component: cytosol. The transcript has 7 exons. Lineage: Eukaryota; Fungi; Basidiomycota; Agaricomycetes; Russulales; Bondarzewiaceae. The record is from RefSeq and is a predicted model, not a curated record. Gene Ontology annotation, molecular function: oxidoreductase activity. The coding region runs from base 1 to 813 and encodes 270 amino acids.